Molecule: messenger RNA, 7057 nt
Organism: Ictalurus punctatus (channel catfish)
Lineage: Eukaryota; Metazoa; Chordata; Actinopteri; Siluriformes; Ictaluridae
Exons: 2
Coding region: 2969-6490 (1173 amino acids)
Molecular function (GO): zinc ion binding; nucleic acid binding
Source: RefSeq, a predicted model, not a curated record
GAAAACCACUGUGUUUUUAUCAUUUAAACUCUAAAAAAAACCAACCCAGUGUUUGUCUCAAUACAAUUCUUCUGUUAUCUGAUUUUACUCUUGGAAAUUGAAACCACUUCAUCUACGCUGGAAUGAAAUCUCCGUUUGAGGUAAAGGAGAAACAGGAUUAAGUUCAUCUGCAUCAUUUUAGACUCAAAAUUAAAGGACAUAACAUGUCUUAAAUCCAGUACUGAUUAUCUUAAAAGUUUAAAGUUUGGUGCAAAAUGGAUUCAUAAUAAACGUCGAUUUAAUCCGGAUUAAAGGUUAAUCCUGGUGCAGUCAGAGUCCCAGUUACAGCGUCUUACCUUUCUGCAUGUGACUGUGAGACGUGCGUGAUGUGUUUACCUUUACACACACACCCAUACACACACACACACACGCAUUUUACUUAAACUUUAUAGUCAACAAAGACAUAUAUUUCUGUCUAUAUCCCUGCCUCUCUUUAUAUACCUGUCUGUCUGUAUACCUGUCUGUCUGUAUACCUGUCUGUCUGUAUACCUGUCUGUCUGUUUAUUUGCAUGUCAGUCAUGUGGAUAUCGUACCUGCUGAAAGCCCUUCUCCAACAGUUCUCUCCUGGUGAAGUAAAAGGAACCGUUCUCACAGAUCUCUCCUGGCCAGUCCUGAUGGCGUGGCCUCCUGGAGGUGUCCAGGUUCAGAGGAACAGGGUUCUUACCUUCUAGAACAGGAUUAUAAACACAGAGGCAGCAUGUGCCCUUAAAGCUCUGGCCAAAACUGCUGCUAAGGCCCCCUGCUUCACACGUUUCCAGUCCAGACGGAUAUUAACCCUUAGAGCUGUGCAGUGGUUUGUAUUAGAUCAUGUAGCCUGUAUGAGAGAUGAAUUUUAUGUUGAACUGAAAUGAUUUGGGUCUGAUAAAUACUCAUGCUGCACACGAAAAUGACAUCGGAUUCCAUAAAGCCAACAACUUACCAAUUAAUAUGUCAUUAAUUAAUACUGCACAUAAAUAAUUAGGCGAAUCUUACACGUGGCUACAAGUUCAAGUGUCUUUAUUAUCAUUGGAACCGUAUACCGCUGGUGCAGUACACCGUGAAAUGAAACAGCGUUCCAGCACGAGACAGUACAACAACUACGAUUCAGGACAAGUGUUGCUUAGAAUUGCUUUCGUUUACAAAAGCAGAAGGAAGUACAGCACCAGCAGAAACGCUGACCCCUGAACAGACACCGCGGCAUCAGGACAGUGCAGUGGAAUGAGAAGGAAGUACAGCACCAGCAGAAACGCCGACCCCUGAACAGACAUCGCGGCAUCAGGACAGUGCAGUGGAAUGAGGUCGGUCUAGAUUUUAUCAGCUUCAUCAGAGCUAACAAUAAUAUACCAGUAAUUAUGUUCUCUGGCACGGCUGUAGAUUUUUAUAAAGGGUUUGUUCAUUAUGCUUCGUUCAUUCAUUCAGCUUUGAAGCACGAGGUUCGUCUGCAAAGCCAGAUUAUGCUCUUCCUUUCUGAAUCAGAGUGAAGGAAAUGGGCUUUCACUGAGAAGCUCAGGGUUACUGAGUGCAUCGGUGUAGUCAAGUCAAAGGAGCUCUUUUGUGUGUGUGUGUGUGUGUGCACUUGGUGUCUUUUAGAAGAAUGGUUUUUAUGAUUCUGAAAGAUGGUGUUGAGGAACUGAACCUAGUGUUUAAAUUCAGUGUAGAAGGCUAUGGCUACAGCAUUUUUGUAUCUACAGACACAGACAUAAAAUGUUUUAAAUGUGGCAAAAUAGGACAUCUUGUCCAGGCCUGUCCUGAGAGACAGAGUGACCCUGGUGUUUCUGAGCGACCGGGGCAGGAAGUAGCUGGGCCUUCUGGAGCCGUUCCCCCUGCGGCUGCAGCUCAGCCCGCUGCUGAAAGCCCCGGAGUUGCUACUGCACCAGAGCCUAGUGAGAGCGAACCCCAAUCUCAGCCUGUAGCCCAGGAACCCACAAAGGAUAUACCAACCCCAGAGAAGCCCUGCUUGACUGAAGUGGCUCCAGAGAAGUCCUGCUUGCCUGAACUAGAGAAUCCUUGUCUGACUGACAAAGACGCGGUGGAUUCUGGUGCAGAGCUGGAGAUACCUGCGCUGGCAGAGGCAGGUACAGGGGUGCAGAGCAGUCGCUCAGAAGCACCAGUCACUACGCCGGGGGAUGGGGGAGACGUGGAGAUGGAGGACGAACCCAUGUUUAAAGUACCGAACAAGCGGAAGAAACGAGGUAAGGGACAAGGGAGCAAACAGGCCAAAAGAGACACUAAAAUAGACGAAAAAGAAACAGACAGUGAUGAUUACAUGUCAGAUUCUGUUUUUAACUUUGGCUCUCAGGAAGAAAAGCGAGAAGUUGUAUACCGUGCUGAGAGCAUUAAGGAGUUCUUACGGAAUACCAAAUGGCAAAAGAACAUUGUAGUAGAAGAACAUUUCCCAGAUUUGAAGCAGUUUAUCCAUGAUGUCAAACAUUUUAGAAGGCAAGGAGCUUUUAUUGACACUGAGAUCUAUCGUCUGAAGAAAUUCAUUACUAAAGUCAGCAGAGAAACUUCUGAUGAUGACCAGUAGAGUGUUUGGUGUGUUUUAUAUUAAAAUGGGUUUUAUCAUCUGCUUGUUUUAUCUACACCUUGUUCUUAUGACUGGGAUUCGUAUUGCAAGUUUAAACAUUAACGGGGCAAGAGAACAUGAAAAACGUGUAAAACUGUAUGAGUUACUAACGCAGAAGCGUAUUGAUGUAGCGAUGUUGCAGGAAACACAUAGUAAUGUCAAUAAUGCUACUAGCUGGAUGAAGGAGUGGGUGGGCUGGCAAUUUUAAGUCACAAUACAUCAGUUAGUGGUGGGGUUGCCCUACUGUUUGCUCGCAAUUUUACUCCCAGUUCUUAUACAGUAGUUGAGGUUUUAAAUGGGAGGCUUUUAAAAGUAAGAGCUAUCUAUGAGAAUGAGAGCUUUGUUUUUAUUUGUGUGUACGCUCCCACCAGUGCAGUGGAGAGAAUGGUUUUCUUAGAUAAACUAGACAAUGUCAUUGCUGACUGCAACACUGCCGAUACCUUAAUUCUGGGUGGGGAUUUUAACUGCACAACAGACGACUUGGACAGGAACCACACAGAACCUCAUGUAGCCUCCCGUAAGCGCCUGUGGGAGAUGAUGGAGGCUCACGAACUGAUUGAUAUUUGGAGAAAUUUAAAUAGAAACCAGAAGCAGUACACGUGGGCCCACUCCAUAGACAACACACUCUCCCUGGCAAGACUAGAUCGCUUUUAUGGUUUUAAACAUCAGCUGACACUUUUUACUAAAUGUUUUAUUGUUCCAGUAGGCCUCUCUGAUCACAGUAUGGUGCAGUGUAUUGUCAGUAAAGAAAAUGUAAAGCCAAAAAGUGCAUACUGGCAUUUUAACACUGCACUUUUAGAGGAUACUAAUUUUAGAGAAUCUUUUAUUUAUUUCUGGAAUGUUUUUAAAUAUGAAAAGAUGGCUUUUAGUUCUAUACAACAGUGGUGGGAUGUGGCCAAAGCUCAAAUUAAGGCAUUUUGUCAACAGUACACUCUUAAUGUCACGAGAGACAUUGUCAGAUCUCUGAAAGCUUUGGAGACUGGAAUAGUGGAACUCCAGUGUUUGGAGACCACAGGAGAUCGAGGGCAGGUUGAAGCCCUCAAAAGUAAAAAAGCUAUAAUGAAUGACCUGUUGGGCAUCACAGCACAGGGGGCGCUGGUCCGCUCACGCUUUAAAAGCAUGAAUGAGAUGGAUGCUCCUUCUACGUUCUUUUUUGGUCUAGAGCAGAAGAAUGGACAGAAAAGAUUCAUACAUGCUGUGCGAACAGAAUCAGGAGAUCUUCUGUCAGAUCCCGCUGAAAUUCGCAAGCAGACAGUUAGCUUCUACUCGAAGCUGUACAGCAGUGAGCAGUCAGGGGCACAGACAGUAGAAGAGAGCUUCCUUAAAGACCUGCCAAAACUCUCAGAGCAUGUGGCCAGCGAUCUAGACAUGGAGCUAACUCUAGCAGAGCUCCAUGAAGCUCUCCAAGGGAUGGAGAAUGGAAGGGCGCCAGGCAUAGACGGUCUCCCUGUAGAAUUCUACAAAGCCUUCUGGACAGUUAUAGGGCAGGAUGUGCUAGAAGUGUUGCUAGGCAGUGUGAAGGGAGGUGAGCUCCCAUUGAGCUGCAGGAGAGCCGUCCUGACCCUCCUGCCCAAAAAGGGAGACCUGACGCAUUUGAAGAACUGGCGCCCGGUCUCACUGUUGUGCACUGACUACAAACUGCUCUCAAAAGCGCUAGCUUCAAGACUGACUAAGGUAAUGGAGCAAAUCACUCAUCUUGACCAGACGUACUGUGUACCCGGCAGGUCUAUACUUGAUAAUAUACAUUUAAUUCGUGACAUUUUGGACGUCUCCAGGCUAUUGGGAUUAAAGACUGGCCUUAUUUUUCUAGACCAGGAAAAGGCUUUUGACCGGGUUGAACAUGAAUACUUGUGGAAGGUGCUGGAAACCUUUGGUUUCAACCCAGGUUUCAUAGCCAUGAUCAAGACCUUGUACAGUGAAAUUGAGAGUGUACUGAAGGUUAAUGGUGGUUUGUGUGCCCCUUUUAGAGUCUACAGAGGUAUUAGGCAAGGCUGUUCUCUGUCAGGCAUGCUGUAUACCCUAGAGUUUGAACCUCUUUUAUGUAAACUGAGAAAUCAACUUUCUGGUUUUAAGAUAUCUCAAUCCAGCGCUUCUCUGUGUCUCUCAGCAUAUGCAGAUGACUUAGUCGUAAUGCUGGGAACACAAACUGAUGUGACUAUUUUAAUUGAUGUUUUAAAAGAUUUUGAGAUUUUAUCUUCUGCCAAGGUCAAGUGGGUCAAAAGUGAAGCCAUUUUAGUUGGAGAGUGGGGUGGUGGGCAGCCCACAUUACCAGCUGGUUUGGCGUGGAAAGAGGGUGGUUUUAAGUACUUGGGUGUUUAUCUAGGCAGCACUGAGUUUUUAAAUAAAAAUUGGGAAGAUGUUGUUGAAAAGAUAAAGGGCAGGUUGAACAGGUGGAAGUGGUUGGUCCCAAAAAUGUCUUACAGGGGACGCACGCUGGUCAUCAACAACCUGGCAGCAUCAACCCUGUGGCACAAGCUGGCAUGUGUGGAUCCGCCACCAAACCUGCUCUCGAACAUCCAGGCCCUGCUAGUGGACUUCUUCUGGGACAAACUACACUGGAUCCCUCAAAGUGUCCUUCACCUGCCCAAGGAGGAGGGGGGGCAGGGGCUGAUCCAUAUAGCCAGCAGAACUGCGACUUUCCGACUCCAGUUCAUCCAGAGACUCCUCACUGGACCUGAGAGAUUGGUAUGGAGAGCAGCAGCUUAUAGGCUGUUACACACAGUAGGAGGACUGGGAUUAGACAGAACGUUGUUUUUAAUGGACACAAAAACACUAGACCUUGCUGGAUUACCAGUUUUUUAUAGUGGGCUUUUUAAAAUAUGGACUUUUUUUAAAAAACAAAUCAAGGGGUGCAGAACACCAUACUGGCUGCUGGAGGAACCCCUGGUGAAUGGUGGGAGAUUAGAUAUCUCUGGUGUGACCACCCCAUCAUUAUCCAGAGUUCUGGUCUCAUCGGGGAUUGUGACACUCCGGCAGCUGGUGAACAUCGCAGGAACGGACCUGUCACGGGCUGAGGACUUAGCAGCGAGCCUGGGACUACGGUCGCUGCGUAUUGUGAACAAGCUCCUACAUUGCUGGAGGUCCACCCUAACGUCAGAGGAGCGUGCUCAGCUGAUGAACAAUGAAACAAGCAAGACUGGACCUAUAGAAGAGGAACCUUUUCCGCAGCUGGGCAUCGCUCCAGAUCUAGAUGGGUGUGGUGGCCCCCUCCUGGAGUUCAACAGUGACAUGAACAUUGAGACAGUGACCGGCAAGCUCCUGUACAAAGCCUGCGUGAAAGUUUUAAAUAAGAAGAAGCUGAAUGGGAGAGUGGACACCCCAUGGCGAGUUGUACUGGGUUUUAAUGAUGUUAAACCGGAGUGGAGGGCACUUUACAAACCACCCUUAACUAAAAAAUGUGCUGACCUCCAAUGGAGGAUUUUAUAUGGAAUUGUUUCUGUGAAUUCUUUUAUCUCCAUUUUAAACCCUGAGGUCACACAGGAAUGUCCAUUCUGUUCACAGAGAGAGACUGUUUUUCAUGCGUUUAUACAUUGCUCCAGGUUGCAGCCAUUGUUUGUGUUUUUAAAAAACAACCUGAGGUCAUUUUAUGUGGAUUUUACUUUUCAGAUUUUUAUCUUUGGUUUUAAAUACGUCAGAAAGAACAGGUUUAAGUGUCAGCUGAUCAAUUUUAUCUUUGGUCAAGCAAAAAUGUCGAUAUACCUGAGCAGGAAAAACAAAGUGGCACAGAACACAGACUGCGAUGCCAGAAAAAUUCUCUCUAGAUUGAUCAAAUCACGGAUUCUGAUCGAUUUUAACUUUUACAAUAGUAUGGGAGACGUGGAGAUGUUCAAGGCGGUGUGGUGCUGCGAGGAGGCUCUGUGUUCUGUAGUGGAGGGAGAACUUUGUUUUACACCUGCAUUAGGCUGAUAACGUUCUUAACGACUAGCCUUUUGUUGUGCUGAUUUAUUUUAUUUACCUAAUUUAUAACCUGUAUAUUUAUGUUUUUUUAAUGCUCUCUAAAUAUUUAUUUAUUUUUUAUAUUGAGUCACAUUUGACUUUAAUGUGUAUAAUGUGACCUUUUGUUAAAAAUAAAAGAUUGUAAAAGUCAAGUCUCUCUUCUCUCCUCUCUCUUCUCUCCUCUCUCUUCUCUCCUCUCUCUCUCCUCUACGCUUGUGUUGGGUAUCGGCCCGUAUGAGCUUGUUAGUGUACGAUGUCGCUCUAACGAACAGAAGACCACAAUUUUUAUAUGCCGCGCACGUCAUUACAUUCACUGCCGACAGAACACCGACACUUACUGAAGAUGAAGGACUGAAGGAACAGAAUAUUUCAGUAGAACUCGAUCCCUACAUUAUUAAUUCAUUACGUAUGUGUUGGUCAGUUUUUGGCUUUAAGGAAUCAGAUCAAUUCAGUACAUAUCGCAUCACAGGGCCGUGCUGCACCAAAAUCAUGUUCCCAAAUCAAGAGUCGCUCAUCUAAGUUUUACUAUGAUUAGAA